AUGGCAUUAUCUCUGGAAGAAUUUUUCCACUCCCUUGACCUCAGGACCCUCCCCAGGGUCUUAGAAAUACAGUCAGGCAUCUACUUAGAAGGGUCUGUUUAUGAAAUGUUUGGAAAUGAAUGCUGUUUGUCAACAGGGGAAGUGAUUAAAAUCACGGGUCUCAAAAUUAAGAAGAUCACAGCUGAGAUUUGUGAGAAUUCUAAAGGUUGUGAGUCUUUGCAACCAUUUGAGCUGCCCAUGAAUUUUCCAGGUCUCUUUAAGAUUGUGGCUGACCAAACUCCAUACCUUACUAUGGAAGAAAUUACAAGAACCUUUCAUAUUGGAUCCAACAGACUGGGACACCCUAGCUUCUAUCUUCUGAAUGAACUAAAACUAGAGAAUCUUAUCAUAAAGCAAGGUGAGCCAAUCACGCUCAGCUCACUAGAAGAGGUUGAUGGAAAAAUACUGGUGAAUUGUGAAGUGACAAGAAACCAUCAAAAGCACUCAUUCACCUUGCCUUUGUCACAGAAAGGAGAGUUCUAUGAGUGUGAAGAUGAACAUAUCUAUACCCUGAAAGAAAUUGUCCAAUGGAAGAUUCCCAAGAAUAGAACACGAAUGGUGCAACUUACAGAUUUCUCAAAUAAAUGGGACUCAACAAACCCGUUCCCUAAAGACUUCUAUGGUACUCUGAUUCUCAAGCCUGUUUACGAAAUUCAAGGCGUGAUGAAAUUUCAAAAGAACAUAGUUCGCAUUCUUCCCAGUUUAGAUGUUGAAGUCAAAGAUAUUACUGACUCUUACGAUGCUAACUGGUUCCUUCAGCUGUUAUCUAUGGAUGAUCUUCUAGAAAUGACCAGAAAAGAAUUUCCCAUAGUGGCUGAAGUCGUAGAAGCACCCCAAGGAAACGAACUACUCAAAAGUAUUUUACAGCCUGGGAAAACCAUUGUGAUCCACAAAAAGUACCAGGCUUUAAGGAUCUUAGCUUCAGAGAUUCGAAGCAAUUUCCCUAAAAGACACUUCUUGAUCCCCACCAGCUACAAAGGCAAGUUCAAGCGGAGACCACGUGAGUUUCCAACUGCCUAUGACCUGCAGAUAUCUAAGAGUGAGGAAGAGCCCCUCCAUGUGGUGGCCACCAACGCCUUUCAUGCCCCUCAUGAAGAGUUGUCAUCUGUCUCUGUUGGGGACCAGUUUCUAGUGUGUCACUCAGAGACCACUGAAGUUCUCUGUGAGGGGAUCAAAAGAGUGAAAGUUCUGGCCUGUGAAAAAAUCCUCAAAAGGUCUUAUGAGGCAGCAAGGCUCCCUUUGUACGUGGAAGGAAGGUUCAUAGAGGUGAUUCAAGAUAAGAAACAGUACCAGAUUUCUGAGCUCCGGAAGCAGUUUCGCUUGCCCUUUAACGUGAAGGUGUCUGUAAGAGACCUUUCCAUUAAAGAUGACAUUUUGGCAGCUACCCCAGGACUGCAGCUGGAGGAGGAUAUCACAGACUCUUACUUGCUCAUAAGUGACUUUGCCAACCCCAUGGAAUGUUGGGAAAUUCCCACCGGCCGCUUCACUAUGACUGUUCAGUUAGUUGAUACUCAGUUUCUGCAGACAGAGUCAUUUCUUGUCAGAGCUCUGACAGAAGAGAUUACAGAAGAACAAUAUUACAUGAUGCGGAGAUAUGAAAGUUCUCUCUCCCAGCCCCCACCUCGGCCUCCCAAGCGUCCUUCAGUCAUGGAAAGCAAGCUAGCCUUGCUCACCUUAACAGAGGGAAGUACGAUGAACACGCCAAAGUCUCCAAAGAGUCAUCAUGCAGACAUAUCCAAGAAACUUCCCCCAAAUCAAGCUGGCCUGGAUUCAAGAGUACCAGUUGGUUGUCAGAAUGAUUUGGCUGAUGGGGAAAGACAGAAAAGCAAGAGUGGACCACACAGUAGCAGGCACCACUGUGACUGACUACAGAAAUCUUCAAAACUGGAAAACAUCAAAAAUAACAAGAUGUGACGGAAGCCACUUGGGCAGUGAGCAUAAAUGUUUCAAUGGAGAAGGAAGCCUAGCCUUCUAGCUGAAAAACUAUU
Jaculus jaculus (lesser Egyptian jerboa) is the source of this 2027-nucleotide messenger RNA. It is a transcript of the gene Themis, whose product is annotated as thymocyte selection associated. Lineage: Eukaryota; Metazoa; Chordata; Mammalia; Rodentia; Dipodidae. The coding region runs from base 1 to 1905 and encodes 634 amino acids. The record is from RefSeq and is a predicted model, not a curated record. Gene Ontology annotation, biological process: T cell receptor signaling pathway. The transcript is spliced from 6 exons.